Molecule: messenger RNA, 1629 nt
Organism: Cylicocyclus nassatus
Lineage: Eukaryota; Metazoa; Nematoda; Chromadorea; Rhabditida; Strongylidae
Source: the annotation of a GenBank genome assembly
AUGGGAGUGGCUAUGAAGUCAGAACUUUACACAUCUGAAUUGUUGCUCGUUAUUGACGAGAACGGAAAUGUUUUAAAGCGUGAAAGAUUUGUAAGACCAAUCAGUGUUGUAGAAGUUGAAACUCCCGAAAGAGAUAGAAUAAUCUUUGACGGCGGAGCGAGCGGAGACGCAGGAAUACCGCUCAAUCCAACGCCAGAAGUGAUAUUCAAAAAUGAUGACAUCUCACCUGACGGAUGGGUUGCUACUGAUGGAACGCCUUUAAGACUUUUCGGGGGAACAUAUCAGACUGACGGAAAGUGUCUCGUAUGCAACGGAAGUAAGUUAGCAGUCCAAAGGGCAAAUUCAAGUUAUAUGUUAUGGGGUAUCAAAUGCUCUGUAAAUAGUGAUUUUGUUCCGAGUAGUGACAGUAGAUGGUGGAUGGCAUCCUGCAUAAUGGGACAAGAACUUUCAGGAACACAAGGUGACUAUGCUUGCAUAGUAACAAACGAUGGUUAUUUCGGUCUUGGAUGGAGUACACAGAACAUAACAAAAAGUAGUGUAUAUGCUCUUGACGGCACAGUACACGAAAUAUUUAUGCUCGCUACUGAUGCCUAUGUUGCACUUAUUAUUGACGGAAAAGUGGAAUGUAUGGAGUUUAUAAGAAUGAGUGGCGGACAGAUGAGUCAAGGAACAGACUCAAGUAAGACACACGUUGGAGUUGUUGUUGAUAAUAAUGGUACAGUAGUUGAGGCAAAAGGACAUAAUUACGGAACUAUCAAGAGUAAAGUAUUUGGAAUGGGGUUAUUGGGGAGGAUGUCGAAAAUGACAGAAAAUGGUACAAAUGGAAUGGUAAUGCCUGUAUCACCUGUGUAUGGUGGAUAUGGUAAUUGCGGUUUUGGUAACAAUUUUGGAGGAGAUUGGGCGUGGAUUAUUCUUCUGCUCUUGCUCGCAGGAAAUGGUUGGGGUAACGGCUUCGGCGGUGGUUUCGGCUAUGAUGGCGGUGUACUGCCUUAUAUGUGGAACACACAGACGCAGAAUGACGUUAAUAGAGGAUUCGAUAAUGCAGGUAUUGCAGGACAACUUAGUGGCAUACAGUCCUCAAUCUCAAAUGGUUUCGCAACUGCUGAAUCUGCUGAAUGUAAUAGAGCUAUGGAUGCUAUGCAGACAGCGUACACCAAUCAGAUUGCGUCUAUGAAUCAGAGAUUUUCAGACUUAACAGCUACAAAUCAGAACUUUAAUUCUUUACAGUCUCAACUUGCUUCUUGUUGCUGUGAAAACAGACUUGCAGUAGCAAAUCUUGGUUCUGACAUCGCCCGUGAGGCUUGUGCAGACAGAGCGGCAGUAACAGACGGUGUUCGUGAUAUUCUUGCUAAUCAGACAGCAGGUAUUCAGAGAAUCCUUGACCAGAUGUGCAGUGAUAAGAUUGACGCAAAGAAUGAGCGUAUUCAAGACCUUGAGCGUCAGCUUACAAUGGCAAAUCUUGCGGCUUCACAGACAGCACAGAACGCAUUUAUUCAAAAGGGUUUCACUGACGAGGUUGACCAACUUUACAAUAGACUCUCUAACUGCCCUGUUCCUACUACACCUGUUUAUGGUAGAACACCUAUCUUUACUUGUGGUCAGAAUACUGGUUGCGGUUGUGGUUUGUAA